CCCCCUGCUCCCUCCUCCACUUCGUCCGUCAACACAUGGACCCCUGCUCCCAGCAGCAGCUCUAGCUCUGCUGCUCCCGCUCCCACUUCUGGUAGUGGCAGUGGUAAAUGGGGUCUUGGCUGGCCCAACGGCGACUCUACCUACUUGUCCAACUUCUUGCUUCCCGACGUCAAGUACCUCUACACUUGGGGUCCUCAGUUGCCUACAGGUCUUAACCAGCUCGGUAUCACUGGUGUUGCUAUGCUCUGGGGUUACGAUCAAAUCACUCAGUUCCAGCAGACCGUCGUUGCAGGUUAUGCCAACUACGUUCUUGGUAUGAAUGAGCCUAACGAGCCUAGCCAGUCCAACAUGAGUGCUCAGGAUGGUGCCAGCCUCUGGCAGCAGUACAUCAACCCUCUUAAGGACCAGGGCUACUACUUGGUCUCGCCCGCUUGCACCAACGACCAGGCUGGUAUGCAGUGGAUGACGGAUUUCUUUGCUGCCUGCACUGGUUGCCACGUUGACGCGGUUGCAUUCCACUACUACUCUACCAGCGAAAGUGAUUUUGCUACCUACGCCACUCAACUCCACAAUCAAUUCAAUCUGCCCAUCUGGGUCACUGAAUUCGCUGACCAGGACUUCAGUGGAGGUGCGCAGGCAGACCAGAGUGCCGUUUGGAACUUCGCAGGAACCAUCAAGCAAUUUGUUGACGAGACUGACUGGAUGGAAGCUGCAUUCCCCUUCGGUGUCAUGGGAGACAUGCAAGGUGUCAACACUCUCAACCAGCUGCUUUCUGGCAGCAACGAGCCCACUUCUCUCGCCAGCUUCUACUUCGGCGCUUAAACGUUCUUGGAUCUUUUGCAUUAUUUCAUAUUUUUUGGUCUUUAUUUCUUCACUAGAUACCCAUUCAUUUGCAUCGCUCUCAGUUGGUGCCGUUUGGAAGAAUGUUCUUGGCGUCUUAAACUUUUAUAUUCGUACCAUGCUUGGAUGUAAUGUCCCGGCGCAUCCUAGUCGUCUUGUUGAACAAGGUCACUUUUCUGCGUCUGAUGUCUAGAAUACGAAAAAUCUGCAUAUGGCUUGGCGGAAUGCCGUCUAGUAUAUUUUCUGGUCAGCAGGUCUGCGGGAGAGGACGUUAUUGAAGUCAUGUUCCCA
This is a messenger RNA of Serpula lacrymans var. lacrymans S7.9, 1131 nucleotides long. RefSeq lists its product as uncharacterized. Lineage: Eukaryota; Fungi; Basidiomycota; Agaricomycetes; Boletales; Serpulaceae. Gene Ontology annotation, cellular component: fungal-type cell wall. The record is from RefSeq and is a predicted model, not a curated record. The coding region runs from base 241 to 822 and encodes 193 amino acids. The transcript has 6 exons. Gene Ontology annotation, biological process: fungal-type cell wall polysaccharide metabolic process.